Molecule: messenger RNA, 4426 nt
Organism: Thunnus maccoyii (southern bluefin tuna)
Lineage: Eukaryota; Metazoa; Chordata; Actinopteri; Scombriformes; Scombridae
Gene: hgd
Product: homogentisate 1,2-dioxygenase
Exons: 14
Coding region: 2404-3735 (443 amino acids)
Biological process (GO): L-phenylalanine catabolic process
Cellular component (GO): cytoplasm
Molecular function (GO): homogentisate 1,2-dioxygenase activity
Source: RefSeq, a predicted model, not a curated record
GGUCCUCUAUGACAGUAAACUUAAUAUCUUUGGAUUGUAGACAAAACAAGACAUUUGAAGAUGUCACAUUGGGCUCUGGAAAACAGUGAUCAAUAACGUAAAUAAUGUAAUCAAUACUUAAAAUAAUCAUUGGUUGCAGCCCUAUUGAGGUUUUGAGAUAUUAAAGGUAGAGAUUCUCUUAAAACUGAAAUUUGCAAACUAAUUGAUGCAACAUCAGGCAAACAUCCAUGUGAAUAAAAAACAGGCUUUACAGACAAAAUCACAUGCAUGAUACAAAAUAUCACCGAUAGUAAUGUGUUAUACAUGGAAAAAACAGCAUAAUGUCCUAAAGAAAGGACUAUAGCACACAGAUUGGAUGUGCACUCUCUUGAUUUUUGUCUUUGAGACUUCUGCCAUUACCCAAAUACAGUGGAGGUGAAUGGAUUUCGGAAUAGCUCGGCCAGUAACACCAAAAUAAUUUGCACUACUGCUUAGUGGGAUAAAAUGUUGUGUGUGUGUGUGUGUGUGUGUGUGUGUGUGUGUGUGUGUGUGUGUGUUAGGUGAAGUGACCCUUUAAAGGUCAAAGUAUGGGGGGUGGGGGGUAAAACAGGGUAUAUAUUGUAAGCAGGUGUGAAAGUGUGUGCACUUACAUGUGGUAUGAAAGGCUAAAAAUGUCAUCACAUCACAGAAUAAGCUUGUGACUGUGUGUGUGUGUGUGUGUGUGUGUGUGUGUGUGUGUGUGUGUGUGAGAGAGAGAGAGAGAGAGAGAGAGAGAGAGAGAGAGAUUGCUUGUUUAUGCAUAUGGGGAUAGACUGUGCCAGGUGAGUGUACCAUUUACCAUCAAGCCAUUGAGUUCAGCAGGCAUCUAAUAACAAAGCAUUUAUGGCCCACUUACGCAUGCAUAGAUAUAACUGUCAGUAGGAAACAACAGUCUCCUCUCUACCGUCUCCAGCUAUUCCUGCCUCUCUUAAAACGCACAGGCGCCAUCCGGAUUGGGCCCAAAUACUCUAGAAUUCUAUCAUCAGAAUCGGGGAUGAAAUUAAAAUCGCUCAUUUUCUUUCUCCAUACAAGGAGCAGAUCAAUUUCCGGAGACUGGGACGUGAUAUUUUCCUGCCAUUGGGCUUUCUCGUCUCUGGCACAGCACCCUGACUGCCUGCCAGCGGGGGGCCCGGGCCCGACUGCACGCCUCGCCGGAGAACGGUUACUUCUGCCGCGGCGAGUUUAUUUGCGCCUCGCUAUGAGAAUUGCCAUCAUUUACCCUUCCCCAACACCUCCCAAAAAGAAAAGAAAUAGACAAGAGGGGAAGCGAGGCAAGACUGAGAAAGCCGAAAUUGAUUCUUUUUGAUACAUGCUGCAUGGGGGACAUUAGGUACCCCUCGUUUGACCAUCUAUUUCGAAAAAUGAGCUGAAUAAAUUUUGCGUAAAGUAGCCUAAUGUAUUGGCCUUUUGGAGGCCUGGCUGUUGUUCAUAUCAAGAAUCAGAUGCUUGUUGCAGCAUGCAGAGGUUAUCCUAUUGUGUAACGUUGGUUUUAAGAGAAGUAAAUUAAUCAUGCAGCUGUAGAGGAAUGAUAACUCACUUUACAUAAAGCUGUAACGCACCUUGUGUUAAGCGUGACAAAAUUUAACGGCAAACUUGAUGAACCGGCGGUGCGUCAAAUCUGGAGUGAUGGUGGCCCCAACGUUCAGGUUGCCUCCAUUGCAGUGUGAAGAUGAUUCAGAUUAACAAUAUAGUAACGUAAAAAAUACACUUUAAAUGAAACUUAAAAUUUGGCGAUUUGGUGCCUUGAUAUUUGUUUUGCGUGACGUGAGGAUGCGCAUGACAGCAUUCAUUGCGCAAGCAGUCCGAUAUAAGGUCACCACAAGACCAUGAUUAAAAAUCACCAUACAUCACAAUACACCAUGGCCUUAUAAUGUUUUCAUUACUAAUAUAGCUAUAAAAAGUUUUGAUGUAAUGUCUUUGUGAGGCUGCUCCUCUCUGGACUGAUGUUUGUGUUGCCUCGCAAAGGUCAUUUCAGGAUUACAGCUUUCUGUGGCCUAUGAGAUGAAGCCCAUCUUUGCCUCGCCUAUUGAUCUAUGUCCUGUUUGUUACCUGCAUGCACUGUGAGCUUUUAAAUGUAGUCUUGUUUCUUGUUUGACUUGGCAGUCACGGACACGGUUCCUUGUUUGCGCACAUUCUGGUCUCCGACCCUGUCCUUUGCUAGAGACCCCGCUGUUGCGUCACGGACCCAGUCAGGCUUAAUUAAACCCAUAUUGAGAAAGAGUAUAAAUCCAACCCCCUUUACCACUCAGUCCAUGCACCGGCAUGCACGUCCUGCAGUGGAUUUUGGUCGAAGGGAAUGUUUUAAGGGUCAGGAAAGAAGAGCUGCAAGUUAAUUUGUAACCUCUGAAAGACUUUCACCGGCCUUAAGUUAUAACAGACAGCAGAAUGGCUGGACUCAAGUAUAUGAGUGGUUUUGGGAAUGAGUUCUCGUCUGAAGACCCCCGCUGUCCUGGAUCCUUACCUGAGGGACAGAACAGUCCUCAGGUGUGUCCGUAUGGCCUGUAUGCGGAGCAGCUCUCUGGCUCUGCCUUCACCUGCCCACGGUCAACCAAUAUGAGGAGCUGGUUUUACCGCAUACUGCCGUCUGUCAAACAUAAGCCUUUUACCGCAAUGCCCUGUGGGAAUCUUACAGAGAACUGGAACGAAGUGGAGCCUGAUCCUAACCAGCUGCGAUGGAUGCCAUUCACCAUUCCCAAAUCUACAGUGAAAAAAGUGGACUUUGUGGCUGGUUUGCAUACUGUCUGUGGUGCUGGGGAUGCCAAAUCCCGGAACGGCAUUGGCAUCCACAUGUACACCUGCAACACCUCCAUGGUUGACAGGUGCUUCAACAACUCAGAUGGAGACUUUCUGAUUGUCCCCCAGCAGGGUGAGAUCUUGAUCACCACAGAGUUUGGGAAGAUGAUGGUCGAGCCGAACGAGAUCUGUGUCAUCCAGCAAGGAAUGCGCUUCAGCGUGGAUGUGUUUGGAGAAAGCAGAGGCUACAUACUGGAGGUGUAUGGAGCACAUUUUGAGCUCCCUGACCUGGGACCCAUAGGAGCCAACGGUCUGGCCAACCCUAGAGAUUUCCUGUGUCCAGUUGCAUGGUAUGAGGACCGCAAAGUGGCCACAGGUUACACCAUCAUCAACAAGUACCAAGGAAAGCUCUUCGCCUGCCAACAGGAUUUCUCGCCAUUCAAUGUGGUAGCCUGGCACGGGAACUACACACCUUACAAAUACAACCUGAAGAACUUCAUGGUUAUCAACUGUGUGGCCUUCGACCAUGCGGAUCCAUCUAUCUUUACUGUGUUGACUGCCAAAUCCACACGACCAGGCGUAGCCAUUGCUGACUUUGUCAUCUUCCCCCCGCGGUGGGGUGUGGCUGACAACACCUUCCGUCCACCAUAUUAUCACCGUAACUGUAUGAGUGAGUUCAUGGGUCUGAUCAAAGGCCACUAUGAGGCCAAAGAGGAGGGUUUCCAGCCUGGAGGGGGCAGCCUCCACAGCAUGAUGACCCCACACGGCCCAGACGCUGAAUGCUUUGAGAAGAACAGCACUGCUGAGCUCUUACCUGAGAGGGUGGCUGAGGGAACCAUGGCGUUCAUGUUCGAGUCAUCCUUCAGUAUGGCUGUGACCAAGUGGGGUCUGGAGACAUGUCAGAAGCUUGACAAAAGCUACUACCAAUGCUGGGAACCUCUUCGCAGCCACUUUAAUCCUAACUGGAAACCCAGCAAACAAUAGAAAAAACAAAUGACUCAGAAGAAAGCGGGUAACAAAUGAAGUUAAAGAUAAAUUCCUAUUUUCACUUUAUUACAUGUAACCAACAGCAUAUCUGGUCUGUUUAUGAAAAUACAGAAGGGAAAAAAGUCAUUUUAUGCAGACCACUGAGAUUGGAGUUGCACUAUAAUAUUAAAACUAAAAAUCACAUCUAGGCUACAUAAAUAAUGUACCCUUGACUGUAAAGAUCUGUCAUGCAGAACAUGCACGUUGUGGGUAUGUCCUUCUUUACUCUAACUGUUUAAAGAUUAAAGGCAUCAUGAAAUGGACUCUUUAAUUUCCUGGAAAACUGAAUCUUUAAAGUUUUUAGAGAAGACAUAAAACACUCUUCCUCUUACAAAUUAAAAAGGAAAUUCAUGAGCACAAGUUCACACUUCACUACACUCAUAGGCUUUGCCAAUACAGCUGUCUUGGUCUGGUCUGACCAGUAGGCUUGUGGCAGGUAAUGUUAGCAACCAUUAGAUAUAUUCCUGUAGAACAGGAGUCAUUUCAUUGACCUGAAUACUUUCUCAAUUUACCAUUAUCCCAAAAUGUUUCACUUGUGGCCCGAGUAAUUGCCGUUUAGUAAAAAUGACAGUCUUGCUUUAAAUGGUGACAUCAUCCUGCACUUGUUGGUGUGAACACAAUUUAUCCAAUAAAGCCAUUGCAAUUUUAA